CAGCAGCAGUAGCAGCAGCGUACAGCAUGUAUCUGUGUGUCGGCAGAUCUGAUAAAGCAUCGGUUGGGUGUUUCUCUUUAAUUCUGCGGCAUCUCUCUCACUGUAUGCGGGCCUGCUGUUCUAGAGGAGGGCGGGCCGUGAGCACAACGAGCAGAUUUCAAUACAGUACAGUAAACUAGCUGAUGCGACACAUGUAACUACGGAGCACGGGAUGAUUUCAGCACGCAGCUCGCCUAACUUGGUUUGCAUUGAUUGGAUUUGGAAAUGGCACGCGGAGUUUCCAGUUGAGCACAGGCGCGGUCUGCUGUCUGGAGACUGACCUCGGGUAAACCCUCAGAGGCUCCGCGGACUUUGGAGAUAUUCUGCAGAGGUGUUUUUUGCGCAGCACGGUAACUCUUGCGCAACACAAAGGGGAUGAUCUCCAAAGCAACUGAUAAAGACUGAGUGAACCUACGAUUAUUAAAGGAUACACAGGCAGCUUGUGUAGCGGUGCAAGAUGAUGUCACUGAUAGAUCUGGACGAUGAUCAGCGAUGGGUGCCCACUCAUGUGAAUGUCACCGUCCUCCGCGCAAGAGGACUGCGAACCAAGGGCAAGCACGGCAGCCGCUACCUCUACACCAUCAUGCAGGUGGGGAAGGAGAAGUACACCACCGGGCUGGUGGAGAAGGCGGAGGUGCCCGAGUGGAGCGAGGAGUGCUGCUUCGAGCUGCUACCCGGGAUCCUGGAGGACGGCGGCCGGAGCGCCUACCCCCCGGGGAGCGGGGACCUGGUCCUCACCGUCAUGCACCGGGUGCUUAUCGGACUUGACGUGUUUCUCGGCCAAACCAUCAUUCCUCUUGAUAGGAUAUUUCAGGAGGGAAUGUGUCCUCGAGAUGAAUGGUUCAAGCUCAACUCUAAGGCGGGUAGAAAGGAAAAGGAACGUGGUGAACUUCAAGUAACAGUCCAGUUCACUCGCAACAACAUGACAGCCAGCAUGUUCGACCUCACCAUAAAGGACAAACCUCGCUCUGCUUUUGGCAAGCUCAAGGAUCGCGUCACGGGGAGGAAGAGGGGGGACAUGGAGUCCUCCUCAGCCAUUGUGCCAGGCCGCUUUGCCGCCCUGUCCGGAAACCUGGGGCAGCCGUUUGGAGAGCAGGGGGACGGAGGGCCGGCAGAGUCACGAGGAGAUGUGGAGAUAGCAGAGGAGAAGAGGAACAAAAUGAAAGAUUUUUUUAAAGGGAGGCUGCGCAAGUCAUCUGACACCAGGUCAUGCUCAUCGCUGGCUUCAGAGAGUAGUGUGUCUUCCAUGGCCAGUGAUAACCCCGGCCCUCCACCCAGCCUGGAUCUGAUGUCAGACCCUCCCAGCUCUCCUAUCUACACUAGCAAAGUGAGAGUGGACACCCAUUACGGAGAGAUAGAUUUAGCUAAAAAAGUGCUCACCAGCCAGCACACCACAAAGGUUCUCACACACAAGCGAGCCUUCAGCGAUGAAGCCAGUAAGAUCACGACAGCCUUCCCUCGAUCAAAUCCUGCAGUGGAGUCUCUGAAGGGUCAGACCAUGACUCAGUCCAAGUCUUCCCUGUGUAUAAAUGGCAGCCACGUCUAUGACUCCGAGCCAUCGACUCCAAAGACCUCAGGAGCCCACCAGCCCAAGCUGGACCUGCUGGAGAGGUGCUCCCCGCUCUCUCGUUCCCUGCAGAAUCUCACCAAGAGAAGCGAGGACAAAGGUUCCUUUGCCGAGGGCCAGCGCUGGUCCUUUGACAGGAUGAAGAAAGAUGAGAAGGAGGAAGAAAAGGAAUCUCGGGCAUCGUCUCCCCCAAUCCAGAAAGCUCAGAUGGGGGGUCGCCCUAUACAGGCAGAGAUGCCCAUCAUCUCCUCUGCUGCUCUUUCACCCGACAAAGGGAGGAAGCUGAGAAAGACGUUAUUCUCUGGAGGGAGAAGUGACUCUCUGCCAGCUAAGUCAGACCUGAACCAGGCUGGUUUGACAUCUGAGGGGAGGCUCAGAGGCUGGUUUGGCUCCGGUGAAUCCCAGAACAAGCCAAGGCUGGAAGUUUCUCCUAAGGUAGAAAGCAGCUCAGACAUACCCCCUCCCCUCCCUCCUCGCUCCCCUGUACCCCCUGAGUGCUCCUCUCCCUCUACCUCUCCCUCUGGUCAUGUCUCACCUGAUCACUGCAAUCACACCAAUCCCUUCACCCCCUCUCCCUCCUCAACCCCAAUUUCCCCCUCCAACCCUUUCCCCCCACGUAUGCAGCGCAAUCCCUUUUUUGAGGAUCUCAUGGCAGAAGAGUCACAGAGGUCCCCUCCUUUUGCGCCUUGCUCCUCAUCCGGCUCCUCCCCCUUUCAUUACACUACUCUGCCCUCCCAGCCCUGCACACCCAGCCCUGCUCAUGGUGUUAAAGCUACAAAUAUGGAUUACAUAAAGCGGGAGCGCCCCAGGUCAGUAGCUAGGCAGACAUCUCUCCCUGCAUUACUACCCAGAGCAGCCACAGCAAACCCCUCCGCCCCUCGAUGCACGUCAGAGAGUGCAGAAGAAUGGGAUGACUCGUUUGAUGCCUUUGCCUCCAGCAGGCUCAACUCACCUAUAGGGGGUCUUCCACAGAAACAGCUGAGAACCAGUCCUAUUUCAUCUCAUAGACACAGUUAUCUUCCAGUUAAUAACAACACCAAUAAUCAUGCACAAGAGCUGCAAACAUGUGAAGAGGAGCCUCCACCUUUGCCUCCAAGGAAACCUUUAAGAACGUCAGUGAAUGAGAUUUACUCUGACGGCUGGUUGCACAGAGGUCAAGAGCUGGCUGUCCAUAAAGAAGCCUACCUCCUCUCACAGACUGGCGUAGCCUCGCUGCAACGCGGAAGAGAAGGAGAAUGCAAAAGAAACAGUAUCUCUCCAGACCCUCACACCAGCAGCGAGACUUCCGACUCCCUCAGUGUUCCCUCUCAGCCAUACACCAAUAUGACUUCGUCAGGAUUCAUGUCUGAAGAAAAGCUCAAAAAGUUUAAAUAUGAACCUUUGGAAGAUGAAACCGACCGCUGGGGAGGGAUGUUGUUUGAACAAGACUUGUAUGGACGCGUGUGCAGAGGAAACUACGGACAACCCAAAGUAAAUUGUUUAUCGUUGAGCGCUGAAGAAACUUCUGGAAAAAAGAUAACAUCUAUAAACUCAGGACCUAAAAUACUUCUUGACAGUGAGAGAUCUGUUGCAACUCUUUUGAACAUGUCAUCUACUACUCCCUCAGAGCCAGAUGCAAAGGUACUAGAUAUCACAACCACUCCAGUAGAGGAGAUGGAGUCUAAUCCACCUCAAACCACAUGCAUCAACAAUAAUGUGUCUCUCUCACUAACCUCAGGAGAUCUGAACAUGAAUGUGAAUAAUUCAGAUUUUGGUUUCAUUGAUUCAGAUGGCUCUUCUCAGUCAGAGGUAGUUGAUACUCUCAAAGGCAUCAAGAGCGGGACUUUUCCACAGCCGCCAGAAGCUUUACAGAUAGCAGCUUACCAUCUAGAGACAGUGAGCACACCUGAGGAUAUGUUCACUUUAAAGGACACCUACAUACCUGAGAUGAACUCUUCCUUUGAAAUAACUGCAUCGUCUAACAAACUGUACAAAAUCUCUCCAGUUCUCCAAGACAAUUGCCAUGAUUGUCGAUGUGAACUAAAUAACGUGGCAUCACAUGGUAACUCCAGAAUGAACAGCAGAGAGAUCGCUGCUUUGUCGUCACAAAAUCAAACGUCGAAUGCAGCCAAUUUUGAAACUGAAUCCAGAGAAGUAAUAUCAAAAAGUGUGGAGGAUUUUAAAAAGACACAAAAGGACUUUGAUGAUAACGGAAAUCCACAAGCUGAAACAGCCACACUUAACCAGAGGGAGCCCUUUACUGGUGUGGUUAGUGCACGUUUUAGACCAAAAGGAGUGUCCCGACAGAACAGCAGCGGCAGCCCAAGUAACCAAAACAAAAGUGGAGACAGAGAUUUUGAACAGUUCUUGUCCCUCGUUCAAAAUAUUUCAGAAGUCCGUGAGGGACCAUUGUCAUACCAGCCCUCUAAAUCAGCUCUGUCUUCCUUACUGGCAUUAGAUAGCACCACACAUCACAACGAGUCUACUACAACAUCACAAAUAUCUUCACAGGAGAACACAGGAACAGGAAAAUCCUCUGAUAUCAGUUUUGAAGACCUUCACGCUAAAGUAGCACCAAACUCGAGAUCCCCUUCAAAGUCAAAGAUUGGGCAAUCUUUGCAAGAACCCUCCUCUCCCCCCAUCCCUAGUACACUCUCCCUGUCAGCCGGUGCACAGGCUACGCUCCACACUACCCCUGUUUGUUGCCCCUCCAUACAUCCCUCAAGCAUGGGGCCCAGUGCUGGAGGCUGCACUACUCUGGCUGUGGCCCCCUACACCUCCUCCUACUCUACCACCUCCACCACUGACCAGCCCCUGGUCGAUGCACGGCACACACUUUUGCCUGAGGAGACUCAGCCAGCUAGCAACCUGCCCCGUCAGGAGAGCAGACCUCACCCAGUAAGGCCGCUGACCUCCAGCCAAUCAGAGAAGAAGGAGGCUCGUUCGGUUCUGGAGAAGCUGAAGUCUACCAUCAACCCUGGACGCACUCUUCACCAGGAGGUGACAGUGGACAACUCGGCCCAGUACCAGCACCUGACCAACAUGGAGCUGAUCUCCCUGCUGCUGCAGCAGGAGAUGGACAUGCAGAAGCAGGAGGUGACCUCUGAGCAGCAGGCGGCGCAGCUGCAAAAAUGUGAGGCUGAACUGAAAAAGGUGAAGUUACAGGUUCGAGACCUGGAGGACUACAUUGAUAAUCUUUUACUGCGGAUAAUGGAGCAGACACCCACGCUGCUUCAAGUACGCAACAGACACAAGUGACGACAGUGCUAGUGUGUGUAAUGCAUAUGACGUACAAUCCUCUAGAAUGCUGUUUCCUCAAGAGUGGGUGCAAAACAAAGGGUUAUUAUUUAAAAUUGGGAAUCACUGUUCUAGAGACAGCUACAGUCAAACAAAUGCUCCAUGAAAUCUGAUCUCACAAUCAUCCAGGUCUUCUCACUGCUAAUACUGCCUUAUUGAUGUAGACACAAUAUUACCCAACAUGCAUGCUGGUUACUAUCCCAAUUUGGCACGAAAAGAAAACGGAAUAAAUUACUAUGAGAAAAAGCUUCUAUCAAAGCCAAAUGAUUAUUUUACAUGCGCUUUCUAGAAUAAUUUAAGGUAGUCAGCUCUUGUAACUCACUGCUUUCACACAUGCAUAAAAUAAAAUACAAGCUAGAGAAAACAAAUGUAAGUGCAUUUAAGGUGCUCUUCUGGGAUUAAAGUAGGUUCUCUGGCAAAAUAUGAUGUUAGCUCAAGUAACCUUAAAAAUACAGCUGUUGAAGUGCAAAAAUGGCAUUUUGUCACAAAGUUUUCAUCUCAAACUGUUUUAUGAAAUGUCAAGUGCACAAAAGGUUAACUUGAGGUAUAUAAUUACAUGUUUUCAAAUAGAAUUUAAGAAAUGCUACAAAAAAUAGUAACAUGUCAUUACUUUGCUGCACUGCAAUGUGAAUACUAUAAAAAGAGACGUUUCUGCAUUAACAUUGCUGUAUGAUAAGCAAAAAACAAUGUUCAUGUUGGAGCCUGAAAAGACUAAAGAAGAUGAAGACUUAUUGUUCAGAAUUUCUUUGUUUUUCAUUUUUACAAAAUACUGUUCAUUAAAUUCUUAUAUAUUGUUGAUGUAGAAGAAUGUUUUAAUAUAUUUGUAUGUUUGUUUGUCCAUUCUGCACUUUUGUUGUUGUUGAAAUAGUAAGUUUUACUGUAGAAAUUACAAAGCAUCAAUGCAACAGAUAAAAGUAUUAUAAGUUAUUUCUAUAAAAUACUUUUGUCAUGAUAAUAUGUUCUCUAAUGUCACUCUAGUACAACUGUAGCUGCUUGCAAUGCUUUACAUGACCACAGUACUGUACUGUAAUAAAAUAAAGUGCACAUAAGCCAAA
This is a messenger RNA of Sander lucioperca (pikeperch), 5937 nucleotides long. RefSeq names its product rab11 family-interacting protein 1 (gene rab11fip5b). Gene Ontology annotation, biological process: regulated exocytosis. Lineage: Eukaryota; Metazoa; Chordata; Actinopteri; Perciformes; Percidae. The transcript has 6 exons. The coding region runs from base 497 to 4843 and encodes 1448 amino acids. The record is from RefSeq and is a predicted model, not a curated record. Gene Ontology annotation, cellular component: secretory granule; recycling endosome; phagocytic vesicle. Gene Ontology annotation, molecular function: small GTPase binding.